Messenger RNA from Diprion similis, 2135 nucleotides. RefSeq lists its product as uncharacterized. The transcript has 2 exons. Bases 357 to 2039 code for a protein of 560 amino acids. The record is from RefSeq and is a predicted model, not a curated record. Lineage: Eukaryota; Metazoa; Arthropoda; Insecta; Hymenoptera; Diprionidae.
ACAAUUUAUCCAAAAAUGCUCGAGCUGUGUUCACACUUAGGUAUAAUACUAACUUGACCAUGAAACCUUCUGCCCUUAUCGAGAAUGCUGAGACAAAUCAGAAGAAAAGAAGACAGCUCGCGUCAAUCAAGUGUCGUAGACCUAACAUUGAAUAUAUUAUAGUUUCGAAGCGGUUCAAAGGUCGGUUGGUAGCACGACAGAUAGCGAUAUCGUCUCAGUUCAUUCCAUCUGUUGGAGCAUGCCGCAUGCCGUAUAAUAAAGUUCUCGCAUUCGCUUUCAAGAGAGUGUCGUUUUAGAAGCACAGUGUUCGGCAGACGGUGCGGUUUGAUACGUUCAAGAUCAACGAUUAUUUCGGAAUGCUGUCGGAAGAUCCAGAAGGCGUAAAAUACCGCACGUCAGACUAUCGCGGUUUUUUUCUAAUGAUCAUUCUCGUUUCAACUCUCUCAGGGGUAUCUUCGAGAAGUGUCGUGAUGGAGGGCGAUGAAAAGGCUGACGAAUUUUGGACGAAACCCGUAAGUACGACCGUGAACGAGCCUCAUUGGACUCGCGAUGAUGCUCCGACAGAGAGGAAGUAUGCAAGAAACACCGGGACUGAGACGGUGGGUUGCGACUUUGGAUGUGCAAUCGUGCUGACAAUGAGACCCGAAGAGAAGCCAAGUGAUCCGCUAACCGCGAGAAUCCGGAGAGAGGACAAGGAGAUGGUUACUCAGAACGAUCCGAAGUCGAACGAUUACAUGAGUAGCUACUACGCCCAGAGGAAGGCGAUCAUGGACAAGUACAACUCGCAACAAAAUGAGAUCACGAAGAGACGUGAGAGGGCGAAGAAGCUGAUAGCCGAGGCGAAAAGAGCCAAGGAGGCGAAAAUGCAAGUUCAUCCGGAGAGAAAUGACUCCACUCAAGACCGCGGUCGGGACGAGGAUACGCUUCAUCCCCCGAGUGUUGUCACAUAUUCUCCUGAGCUUGGUUCAACAGUUGUGCCGAUUCCGAAUAACGAUGUUGACCUGAGGGGUGAGGAGAAUAAUUCGGAGAAUCAACAUGGCUUUACUAUUCCUGAUACAAAAUUCAACGACACCCAAACAGCGACUUCGGAGAGCAUGAGAUCCUUUACCGACCCGAUCGAAGACGGAACUCUGAAAAAUUCGAGCGACUUUAAUCCCCAUGUCGGCGAAUAUGGGGAUUCGUCGCCGACAGUCGAGACACCUCGUCUGACGGAAAAUAAUGAUAUCGAAUUUGUCGCGCCGGUCGAAAAUUCUCUGAAACAAAAACGCGAUAAUGAAACUCUGAUCGUCGACCUCGGAGCCCAUCUCACAGCUUCGUCGAGGGGAAACAAGUCGACCUCCGAAGAGCUGGAGAGUAUUUUUCAAUGGGAAGCACCGACAACAGACGAGACGUUCACUCGACCUAACGCGGUUGUUAUUUCAGCCAAUGGUCAGUCGGACAAUUCGAGUCAGGUUUCAGCCUCUCAGGAUUCCAUGGUGAAGGUAAAGACUUCCCCAGAGGUGUACGUGACGAAAAAUAUAGAAAACGUCAAAACUAACACGAUGGUAUACAGAAAUUCGACCCACGAAAUUGUCGCGAUCAACGGUGCCGUAACUUCCAUCAAGAGGAUCGACGGCGUUUCCGCCAACGUUGACCAGGAUAUAAAAAAUCGCAACUUUACGGAUUCUAGCAUGUCUGGGACGGUAGAAAUCGGUGGCGCCAGGGAGUCGGAAUGGUGCGAGGAAUGCCCGCACGACUACAGAUGGGGAGAAUGCGAGGGGAUUCUCUUUUAUCAGCAUAACAUAUUCCUGAGAAACAGAGGACCUUCCGCAGUGGACGCUGUGUUUGGAAUGGAUACGCAAGGCCCCGUGUACAUAACCUGUGUCGAAGCCCUGCGUUAUAAUCAAACCAGGGGAAUAGUCAGCCUACAUUCUGGUGGCCCGGCUCAUAAUUUUGCAAAAUUACGUGUCAGAGGAUUUCAUGGCGAAGGUUUUUCGUACAUUAUGAAAGUCUGGGGCGUCAGCAGUGAGAAAUUUCACGAGAGCAACAGUUAUCCGUGAAAACAGAAAAUAAAAAUAAUAAUUAUGAUAUUAAUGAGAACAAGAAAAACUUGGUAUUGCAUACAUUUUGCAUAGGAAUGAAGAAACUUAAAACAC